Molecule: messenger RNA, 2693 nt
Organism: Amaranthus tricolor (Joseph's coat)
Lineage: Eukaryota; Viridiplantae; Streptophyta; Magnoliopsida; Caryophyllales; Amaranthaceae
Product: protein LAZ1 homolog 1
Exons: 9
Coding region: 428-1867 (479 amino acids)
Biological process (GO): transport
Molecular function (GO): transporter activity
Source: RefSeq, a predicted model, not a curated record
UGCCCAAGCAACUCUUAUUUUCAUACACGUCUUUUCCUUCUUUACUUACCCGACUUUCCUUCAUAUUAACGACUAAAUCCUUUCUUGGUUCCUUCGUAAACUCCUUUCUCUUUUCUCUUCUCCCCAUUCUGGAUCCAACCCUUUUCUUGUCAACUCAUUUUCUUCCAACCCAAUAAGUUUCGGAUUACCCAGGUUUCCUGUUUACUAGUGGCUUUGUGAACUUUCAGCUUGGGUCUUGUAGUGGUCCUGAUUCGGAACACAUAUCUGCCUUACGUACCCGAAAGCUAAUUUUAGAGCAUUAUGUCGACUUUGCAUUUAAAAAUUAUCCAUGUGUGUUGCGGCACAUAGUAACACUUGCUGUUGAUCACAUUGAGCUUGAGAACAUCUUUAAUCGAAGCAGAAUUGAAUUGAUUUUACUGUCUUUGGAAUGGGAUGGAUGUGGGCGGUUUACAUUUUCAUCCUUCUUUUAAAGGCGAGGGAGUCUGUUGGUAGCUCUGGUAAAGAAUGGUUUCUUGAAAUGGCUAGCAGUUCAUCAUCUUUACACAACUGGAGUAUCACUACUGCAAGCAUAUUUGUGAUUACUGCUCUAAUAUUGUCAAUGUAUCUUAUCUUCGAGCACUUAGCUGCGUACAAUCAGCCAGAGGAGCAGAAAUUUUUAAUAGGGCUCAUACUAAUGGUUCCUGUUUAUGCUUUAGAAUCGUUUUUGUCGCUGUUGGAUUCAAAAGCUGCUUUUAACUGUGAAGUGAUACGCGACUGCUAUGAAGCAUUUGCAUUGUACUGCUUUGAGAGAUAUCUGAUUGCUUGUUUAGGCGGAGAGGAGAAGACUAUUGAAUAUAUGGAAAGUCAAAGUGUGAUAAAUUCUGAGGCACCCCUUUUGGAAGAAGCUUAUAGUUAUGGUGUUGUAGAGCAUCCAUUCCCUCUAAAUUACUUCAUGAGGGAGUGGUAUCUUGGGAAAGAUUUCUAUCAAGCUGUGAAAAUCGGCAUAGUUCAAUAUAUGAUACUGAAGUUGAUAUGUGCACUUAUAGCAAUCCUUUUGGAAGCUUGUGGCGUGUAUGGGGAAGGGAAGUUCCAGUGGAAUUAUGGAUAUCCCUAUUUGGCAGCUGUUCUUAACUUCAGUCAGACGUGGGCUUUAUAUUGCCUUGUUCAAUUCUAUUCAGUCACCAAAGAAAAGCUCGAGCCAAUCAAACCGUUGGCCAAAUUUCUUACUUUCAAGUCAAUAGUAUUUUUGACUUGGUGGCAAGGAAUCGCUGUUGCCUUUCUUUUCUCUAUAGGAGCCUUCAGGGGUUCCUUGGCUCAGGAAUUGAAGACGCGUAUUCAGGACUAUAUAAUAUGUAUUGAGAUGGGGGUUGCUGCUGUCGUUCAUCUUUAUGUCUUUCCUGCUGUACCUUACAAACUUGGAGAAAGGUGUGUUAGAAAUGUUGCAGUGAUGGAUGACUACGCUGCUCUAGGUUCCGAACCAGACCCAGAAGAGGUUAGAGACGGUACCAGAAUUACAAAGAUGCGCUUGUCUCGGCAUGAUGAGAAAGAAAAGAGGUUAAAUUUUCCACAAUCCGUUCGUGAUGUAGUAGUCGGUAGUGGAGAAAUUAUGGUGGAUGACAUGAAGUUCACCGUUUCCCACGUGGUUGAACCCGUUGAACGAGGAUUUGCGAAAAUUAACAAAACCUUCCAAGAGAUAUCGGAAAACGUAAGAAAAAUAGAGCUGAAGAAGAGCUCUAAAGAUGAUAGUCUGAUACCAUUAAAUUCAUGGUCGAAAGAUUUCUUAGAUUUCCACGAUGAUCUACCUGAAGGAAGUGUUAGUGACAGCGGUUUGGCUUGGAGAUCGAGACAACAUGGAAAAUAUAAACCCUCGUCUUCCCAAUAUCAAUAACCCACCAACUACUCCGAAAAUGCUGAUAUUUACGUUACUCUAUUUAGCAAUGAGGAUCGAAAACCCGCAUAUUCCACAGGUGUGUUUUACCAUCGUUUUUUUUUUUUUUUUCGUUGUUCCUAACCGAGACCCUUUGUGAUGUUCACAGGUUGGAAGCGAGAGCUAAUUUGAUACAGUAGAAUUGCAAAAUGAUUUACUUUGAACAACAAGCGGUUAGAUGUUUUAGCUUAUUUAACUUGUACAUAUACAAAAAUCCCGUCAAUUUGGAUGCAUAUGUCUCCUUGUUAAUGAGAAACAAAUUUUGAUAGUGGAUCGUUACAUGGGGAAACUCGAACCUGAAAACGCGUUUGCAACUUUGCGUAACUUAUAUGUAUGUAGUUGUAGCUGAGCUGAGUUCUCUUCGAAAUUUUCGGGUUUUUAAUGCCUGUAUUGUUAAUAUGGGCAAAAUUUUGCUGCAAAUGCAUAUUUACUGGGCAGGGUACUAAUCAGACGGGACCUUGUAAAGGCAGUGUGCUUGUACGAUUGCUCAUAGUUUCAACUUUCAAGUGACUAUGGGCCAGAGGUUAGACUUGUGUAUGAUCCCACAAGUAACUACUCGUGAAAGCCGCAGAUAGCGACUUCCAUGUAAGAGACUUAAUUCGACAGUUAUCUAAUCUUGUAUAAUUGUACUCGAUUUUAAUUUAACUUAAAAGAUGAAUUUACAAUGAUGUAACAAGGAAAAACUAUAACAAUCAACAAAUACAUGAUUUGUAAUACCUUUGGCAUUAAUCAGUACCAGUAUUAAUGUCUAAGAGACUUGUGAAUAAUUAAUCAUAUUAUAUAUUUA